This is a messenger RNA of Hylaeus volcanicus, 1404 nucleotides long. Its product is annotated as vitamin K-dependent protein C-like. NCBI's taxonomy places the organism in Eukaryota, Metazoa, Arthropoda, Insecta, Hymenoptera, Colletidae. Gene Ontology annotation, molecular function: serine-type endopeptidase activity. The transcript is spliced from 7 exons. The record is from RefSeq and is a predicted model, not a curated record. Gene Ontology annotation, biological process: proteolysis. Bases 454 to 1386 code for a protein of 310 amino acids.
AAUGAUAAAUAAGCAAUAAAUUAUUAUAUUGCUGUUGGAAUCCUGGAGAAUGAUUAAUAAUAAACUAACUGCCAAAUAGUUCAAUAUCAUUAACAAUAAUACCACUUUUACUAUUUCUAAAAAAAAAAUUUUAAAUAUCAAAUUUUUACCAAAAUUGACUUUAUUAUCAUAUUCUAAUACAUCGCCAUUUCAUUGGAACAGAACGCUGAAUAAUCUCCUCAAAUUAAAAGAAAAAAAGCAAGAACAGAAGAAUGUAAGAACAGGAUUAUUCCCUCCAAAAGUUGACGAUUGGCAACCCUAAGCAUGGCGGAAGCUUCGAACUUGCGAGUGGGAAGCGUCGAACGCUGAAGAAAAAGCCUUGGGGCCCUCUGGGAUGCGGGCGAUGACAGUCCCGCUAUGCGAACCAGUUGUUAAACCGAGACCAGUACCGUUUCGGCAGUCGACAGAAAAGCCAUGAAGCUGCAGGAUUUCAUCAAGUACCUCGUCUGCGUUUUCGUGCUCUCCACGAGAACGAUUCGCUGCGAUGACCUCAACUCGACCAACAUUCGGGAGGAUGAAGAGAGGAUGGCGCGUGGAGUUUUGGACUUCAUCUUCGGCAGGUUCAAGAGUUGUGGAAAUUGUAUGUGCGGACGAUCUAAUCGAUCUGGCGAAGGAAGAUUCCUCGGUGGAGAAUAUACCGUACCGCACGAAUUCCCAUGGCUGGCGAACAUUCACGUGAGGUCACAGUUACUCUUCAGUGGAGUUCUAAUAAACGAUCGCUACGUCUUAACCGCAGCUAGUCAACUGGUCAGCGUGACAGCGCCAGAGAUCAAAGUGUCCCUUGGAGAACACGAUCGAUGCAAUUUAGACGUGUCAUCGACAAGGGUCAGCGUAGAAUCUGUGAUUUUGUAUCCAGAGUACAAUCCUGACUCCCACGCUCACGAUUUGGCGCUGAUAAAAUUGAGUCAACAAAUUAAAUUCGAAAGGAGGAUAUCGCCAAUCUGUUUACCCAAUCCAGGAUCGACUUACCUCGGACAAGUGGGCACCUUGGUCGGGUGGACGGUGAGCAGAACAAUCGACAGCAACAAUCAAACCUGUCGACCACGAAAAUUAGGCCUUCCAAUUUUGGGUUCUGGCGAAUGCAUAAGGUCCGGAAUAGAUCCCAUAAAUUUUCACAACGAUUCCGGCUGCGCUGGCGUUUUAGGUGGAACUUCCAUCGUAUGCGAGAACGACGUAGGUUCUUCCGUGCAAUAUCGUUCAUACGCAGGAGUUUAUGAUCUCGUCGGCAUAAUUACGGAUAUAAAUCAGUGCGGCACCGUUCCAGCAGUCUCGAUUUUCACGAGAGUGGGUCCUCAUCUAAACUGGCUGUUACAACAAACCAAAGAUGCAUGUUAUUGCCCUAAAUAAUACCUUUCAUUGAACGUC